Dunckerocampus dactyliophorus (ringed pipefish) is the source of this 2948-nucleotide messenger RNA. It is a transcript of the gene stimate, whose product is annotated as STIM activating enhance. Gene Ontology annotation, molecular function: calcium channel regulator activity. Gene Ontology annotation, cellular component: membrane; cortical endoplasmic reticulum. The record is from RefSeq and is a predicted model, not a curated record. The transcript has 8 exons. Gene Ontology annotation, biological process: activation of store-operated calcium channel activity. Lineage: Eukaryota; Metazoa; Chordata; Actinopteri; Syngnathiformes; Syngnathidae. The coding region runs from base 698 to 1612 and encodes 304 amino acids.
UCUGUCAACAUGAGUGGGCACUCGGCUGUGUAGGGAAACUGCGGGAUGAAAGCGAGUCAUGACCUGCAUUUUUUCCCGUCUCGGUCACCGUUUUAAAAGCUGUAAACCGGGCGAUUUUACCAGCAUUCACGUGAGGAACGAAUUCCUUUUAAAUCUUCUGCAAAUUACAGGAGUUCUGUUAGUGUGGUCGCAUAGAGUAGUUAGCUUGUAAGCUAGGUAGGGAACUGUUAAAGCUAGUAAAAGCAUCACUACGCUCCUGCCUUGUGUACGCUUUUGUCGCUUAAUUUUGCGCACACCAAUAUUAAAUUCGUGUUAUAGAGUAUUAAAUGAGCGUAUUGUUAUGAAUUGGCUCGGGUAGCGUAUGACUUCAACUGUAAUUCGUUACACCGGUGACUUGGUGGCAAUUGCCGGUGGAGCCAGUAAAUGUUGACUCUCACAGCACCGACCCUAUUAAGUUACCAUUAAUGUUUAAGACUAACCUUUAUUUACAAGUUCCCGACUGCCCGUUGAGUUUACCGUUACUUUAUAAACGUGUGGCGCGGGAGAAUGAGGCGUCGCCAUCUCUCACACAAUACUGUCCUGCUUACUGCAUCGAUUAGCUGACCAACAUCUGCUGCAGCCCUGGAGGACUAAGGAGUCAACGGCUUGUGACCGAGGAGCAACCGUCCAAGGCUUUUCUUUUCAUACCUUUACAUCCAUGGCUGGUGGGCUGUACACUCUUUCCCAGCAGGGGGACGUGGCAGUGGCAGGACUGUCCUCACUGUCCCUCAGCAACACGUCCUCGACCCCGACCCCUGCUACUGAUAACAGGGGUUGUGAGAAUGGCGCCCUGAUGGACUCAUUUGGGAUCUUCCUUCAAGGACUUCUUGCUGUCAUGGCUUUCAGCAUUCUCAUGUUGAAACGCCUCAGGGAGCCCAAACAUGAGAGGAGGCCCUGGAGAAUCUGGUUCCUGGAUACUUCCAAACAGGCUAUUGGGAUGCUGUUCAUCCACUUUGCUAAUGUUUACCUUUCAGACCUCACUGAGGAGGAUCCCUGCUCGCUAUACCUUAUUAACUUCCUAUUAGAUGCCUCGCUGGGCAUGUUGUUGAUCUAUGCUGGCGUACGAGCCGUCAGUGCAGUUGUCGAGUGGAGGCAGUGGGAGUCUCUCCGCUUCGGAGAAUACGGAGAGCCCAUACAAUGCACAGCAUGGUUGGGUCAGUGUAUACUCUACAUCCUCAUCAUGAUGUUUGAGAAAGUCCUUAUCAUGCUGGUCCUCCUCAUCCCCCAGUGGAAGAAGCUAGCCCUCCUCAAUCCCAUAGACAAUCCUGACCUGGAACUGGCCAUCGUCAUGCUCAUCGUUCCAUUCUUUGUCAAUGCCCUCAUGUUUUGGGUAGUUGAUAAUUUCCUCAUGAAGAAGCACAGGACCAAAGCAAAGCUGGAGGAAAGAGAGGAGGAUUCUCGGGGGAACAGCAAAGUGCGCUACAGGCGAGCUUUGUCCCACGACGAUUCAGAGUCAGAGAUCCUUUUCUCAGCAGACGAUGAAAUGGACGAGUCAGAUGAAGAGGAUGUUCGCCGCCUCACAGGUCUAAAGGCUGUGAAGAAAAAGAAGCUGCGCAUGGGCAUCCCUGUUUGACAGAGUGCCACAUUAAACGCGCUACCAGCCACGUCGGAAGCAAAUGUACAUUCCACCACACUUCCUCCUCCACAGACAAACGUAGGAUUCCCUUUAAUGGCGCUAAGGACUUGGGAUUUUUUUGUUUACAGCUAUCGAGUUUAAAUUUUUGACACAACACUCUUGGAUGGGUAUUGUGUUUAAAGACAUGACUGAGCAUCACGUUAAAAUGGACGCCUACUAAUAGGACUAUUAGUGUAUGGACGUCGGUUGUUGAGGAUCAUGGACUGAAUAACUUCCACAAUGCAAAUGAAAUAUUUGUUGGAAUUGUAUUCUCCAUAUGGAUUCCAUCUUCUCUUGUAGACAUACCACCAAGGCCUGUGUCUGUGUGUGUGUGUUUGUGUGUUUGUAUGCUGUUGGACACUACUCAGGCUUGAAGGAGUGUUACCUGACCAGAGCGACUCCAAGCACAGUUGCACCCCAAACUACUGUGAUUGUUGCUUGUGCGCACAAAGGUUUGCAGAAUCCUUUCACUUCAACAGCAAGUCCAGUCACUGCAGAAUCCCUUAAAUGUUGUUAUGUGUCAUUGAUUUGUGUUAUCUCCUGUUUUUUUUGUGUUUUGUUUUUUUACGCAGCUUUGUUUGUGGGACAAAAGUUGGGCUAUGCUUACUCCAGAAGUGUUCCUUAUCCCAUCACUCCCAACAAGACGAACAGAUAUGGGAACGCGCUCUUGCACAAUUAAUUACAUUUGUUUUUGUCUUUCCAUUUGUGUUUCUUUGGCACGGCAGUGUGCCCGAGCGACACGACCAGCAUAUGUUGUUGUUGAUGUGUUGUUAUUGUUUAACCAGGGCUCCAGGUGCAUUCAGCAGGCUGUGAUUUGAAGAAUGUGAUGUGUAUAGACCUCGAUACUGUUAAGUGACUGUGGACCAAACAGUUAAUGGGAGAUAAGGUGUUAGUAUAAAUAUAUGUUGACGUGACAGGUGGACCCCUUCAAAGUUAAUGGAGUGUGGUGGUGAUGACUGCGCCGCUGUGGAAGAUUUCAAGGUGGCCUGAAAAUGAUAUUUUUUUGGAAAGCAGGUAACUACAACAUCUUUGAAGCUGUCAUAUUAGCUAGGAGAUGCAUUCUGUUAUUUUGCAAGAUGAUUCAAAAGAGAGGUAAAGGGGCUAAGGUACUAUUAUACUGUAAGUGAUUUUACAAUAAAGAAUGUGAUAAACUAUUUUGCGUGCAGUGCAGGCUGCUUUCCCAUCGUAUCACAUUUAUAGAGUUCUCUAAAUAUUUACAUACAUAUAUAUGUAUGUAUGUGUGUGCGUGUAAUAUCAGUGUCAUCCAUUUUCUAUACCGCGUGUCCUCAUUUGU